This is a messenger RNA of Pyricularia oryzae 70-15, 2840 nucleotides long. RefSeq names its product feruloyl esterase B. The coding region runs from base 579 to 2474 and encodes 631 amino acids. Lineage: Eukaryota; Fungi; Ascomycota; Sordariomycetes; Magnaporthales; Pyriculariaceae. The record is from RefSeq and is a predicted model, not a curated record. The transcript has a single exon.
CGGGAUCCGAGUGAGCCGCCCAUCUUUUGUUGCGGGUUGCGGGCGAAACAUCUUCAGUUGCCCAAUCUGGACAGUGAUGUGCGACUCGGUGCAUUUUGCACCAUCGUCAGCCGUUCGAGGCACUGACCUCCCAUUGGAUUCGACCCAGACAAUAUCGGUGCAUGUUAGUUGCACAGCAAGGUAGGGUCCGAACAUCAGCAACAAUCUUACUUUUGCUCAGCUUCUACGCGCGACGAGACCUCUUGGUGUCCGUACCUACAUACCCAGGGUACACUGCACUAGACGGAAGGGAAGCGUCUGAACUAAAAUUGGCUACGUACAUGAGGGCCUGUCAGGGAAACCCCGAUUGUCCCUCGCUUCUUGGGUCUGCCUUUGAGUCAAUAUAAGGCUAGAGCGUCAGCCCAGCAACUUGCUUCGUGUCUCUCACAUCGGACGAAUACAUCAUCGUCUCAAAAGGUUUCAUACCAAAGGUACCCUUAGCAACCUUACAUCCAUCAUCUCCAGCCUUCUUUUCCAUUUGAUCUCUUCGGAUCGCUUACCUGCAGCCACCCGCACGCACAGCGCGGGUUCGCCCAUCAAUGAUAGGGCACACGAUACUGCUUGGCCUCGCGGCCGUUGGCGCCCUCGCCGACGGAUCCCAGGCCGCAGCGGUUCCAGAACAACAGCUUCUGGGAAAGUCUCUGCAUGGCAAAACUCUUCAUUCCCGUCGCUGCGCCGCCCAGUCUCCGCCGGCGCAAGAUGGCCAAGAUGGCCACUAUAAGCCUUAUCCUGGCAGAAAGCCGCCACCACCACCACCAACUCCAGCAGCAGUGUGCACGUCCUCGUAUCUUUCCUCGGUGCUGCAGUCCUACAAGGAGAAAGGCGUCAGCAUUAGCCUUGAGACGGCCGUGCCUGUCCCUGAGGGGGGAUCUUUUGGCGAAGGACCAAAGGACCUGGCCGCUGGGGUCAACGCGACCCGACUACCCGAGGUCUGUGCCAUCAUUGUGAGCGUAAAAAACACGACUGCCAACCCACCGUCAAACUACCGCUUCGGCAUGUUCCUGCCGCCCUUGGACACCUGGAACGGUCGGUUCCUGGCCGUCGGCAAUGGCGCGUUCCUCGGCGGCAUCAACUGGCCAUACAUGGGAUCCGGCCCGCACUAUGGCUUCGCCACCAUGUCCACCGAUACGGGCCACAGCUCCGGCGCAGGAGACCUGAGCUGGGGUUUUAACCGCCCCGACAGGCUACUGGACUGGGGAUACCGGGCCAUGCGGGGAUCCUCAAUGGUGGCCAAGCAGGUCGUGGCCGGCUACUACCAGGAGAGGCCCGAGCGUUCCUACUUUGCAGGCUGCUCAACCGGCGGCAGACAGGCCCUCAAGGCGAUCCAGGGCGACCCAGAGAGCUGGGACGGGGCGCUGAUUGGUGCGCCGGCCUGGGACACCAAGGACCUGAUGCCCUGGGGCGCCAAGCAGGGCAAGUCCAACAUCCGGCCUGACGGGAGCCUCAUCUUUGACGCCUCCAACCUGGCCACCGGCGGGGCGUGGCAGACGCUCGUGGCACAGGUUCAACUGCAGUGCGACGCAGUCGACGGUGUCGUAGACGGCAUUGUCAGCGCGCCCGAGCUGUGCCGCAUCGACUUCACCCGCUUCACCUGCCUUCCCGGCGCGCCUCAAACCCCGGGUUGUAUAACGCCCGAGCAGGUUGCUGUGGUCAAGGGAAUGUAUGCCGACUACUACCUCGGGGCAAACUAUACCGGCAGCGGCGACCCGCUCGUCAUGAACGGCAUGGAGCCUAGCUCCGAGACCGACCUCAGCGGUUGGGUCACAUACCUCAACAACCCGGGCGACUUUGUGUCGGCAUACCCCCGGUAUUGGGUUUAUAACGACACCAAUUGGAAGCUGCCCCAGUACAGCGACCAGGUCGUGGUCGACUCUCGACGCGUCAACCCGGGCCAGGCCAGCGCCGACGACUAUGAUCUCUCGCCCUUCAAGCAGCGCGGCGGCAAGGUGAUUCUAUAUCACGGCGUGGCCGACGGCCUGGUCCCGACGCGAUCGACGACAAACUACUACAACAAGAUGCGCACGGCCAUGGGCGGCCAACAGGCGACCGAUGCCUUCCUGCGCCACUUUUUGGUCCCGGGGAUGGGCCACUGCUGGUUCAGCCCGGCGUGGGUAAACGCGCCGUGGAUGUUUGCGGGGGUAGGACAGGCAGAGACCCUGCAGCUGCUGCCCGCAGGCUCGACUCCGCUCCCCCCGCCCGAGGAGUUUCUCCGCGGCUGGGGGACGCCGCUGUUCCGUGGCGACGUCAACUACGACGCCCUGCUCAAGCUGGUGACGUGGGUCGAGAACGGCACCGCGCCGGACGAUAUUCGCGCCGUCGCUUACGGUGCGGAUUGGAAGGUCCAGAGGACGAGGAAGCUGUGUCCUUAUCCGAAGAAGGCGGUGCUCGUCAAUGCGUUGCUGGUGAAUGACCAGGCCGGAUGGGUGUGUGCGUGAUACCUUUUUGUUUUGUUUUUUUUGUUCUGGGUUGGGACAUUUGUGGUUUUCCAAGGUCUUGCUGUCAUUGUCACAUAAGCGGAUUGGCAUUUCAUUACCAUUACAUAUGGGCUGGAGUUUAGCGACUUUUUCAUUUUAGCUCGGGUUUUCUUUUUUAUAUCAACACGGACUCUUGGGUGAGUCUUGGGUAUUGUUAUGUUGUAUGAAACGGGGUUCGUUCUUUUGGUAUUUGUCCAAGAACGGCAUGGGAUUUGCUCCAAGUUGUAGAAAUAUCAUGACAUCAUUGGGAGGGCUACACCACAGGAUCAUGAAGGGUUUCAUAGGGUUGAAAGAUAGCUUACGAGAAUACCAAUAUCAUAAGCCAAA